This is a messenger RNA of Vavraia culicis subsp. floridensis, 1553 nucleotides long. RefSeq lists its product as uncharacterized. Bases 703 to 1098 code for a protein of 131 amino acids. The record is from RefSeq and is a predicted model, not a curated record. The transcript has a single exon. NCBI's taxonomy places the organism in Eukaryota, Fungi, Microsporidia, Pleistophoridae.
UCUCUAUCGAAACUUGAAUCGAACCGCGUUUUAAAGUUUUUCCUGUCAAUACGAUAUCAAAAAUUUGAAAGAUCAUAACAAGGGCUCACACUAGGAGAAGGCCUAUCAGCAGAGGAAGGAAGCAUUUUGAUAGAUAAAUCAACACCUAUCUUCAUAAUACCAACAGGUACACCCUUUUGUGUGCAUGGCGCCUUUUAACGUGUACCCCGUGUUACUUGAUAUCAAAGCAGAUGUGUAUCCGCUCUAUGGGACUAUUGAUGUAGCAGGCGCACAUUUCAAGCGAAAUUUUUAUCUUUAGUUGGUAUAUUAUGAUUUUAAUGAUAUGUAUGGCUUGCCAACAUUCAAAACGUGGAACAUGGUGUAUCUUUUGACAGAUGGCAAGUUUGGUAUCAAAAAUGCGUGUUCUGGCUCAUUUAGAUUGAGUUAUACCAAUAUUCUGCGAUAUUGCACGUUUUCUAGGUAUAGGAGCACAUAUUUAUUUCUAUACGGGCUCAAUCCUUGUAUAUGACACUUUUUCGCAAUGUUCAUAACCAACUCGUGCUAUCCGUGCGAAGGUCGUAACUCAAGAACAAGUAAAUUUAUUAUUUAUCCAUGUGAAAGGUUCUCUGGUGGCAGAAAAAUGGAAAGACCCUUUGUUUACAAGCGAUCAUAAUUUUGGAUGCUCGCUUGAAACCAAUACCGGCCACUCUUGUACCCCAGUUCAUGAAAAAAAUUUUUGUGAGAGAAAGCAGCAGGUUUCUCAGCCAAUUGCAGUUGUACUUGGAUGAUAAGGUACCAUUAGAAUCGCUCGUCAAGCUCGAAACCAAUCUCUCGCUCAUUUACAACAGUGUGCGCCCUGAAGAUUUGAGGAACAAAAUAUUUCAGUACCAUAAAAGUGUUUACGAAACAAUACUGCAGGCAGACCUUGAUCAAGAGCACAGAAGCAUCGAUAUUGAUGAGAAUGAGCUGAUACAUUAUGCAGCGUACAUCGGAUUAUCACAAAAUGUGCAUUUCAACCAGCGAGGUGGUUUGCCACCAUUUCCUGUCAAGGAGAUGCUGCAUUAUGAUAAGGAAAACGUCGAAGAGAAAAUAGAAGAGGAAGAAGUGUUCGAAUUUUAGUAUGUAAUCGAUCGGUGUGAGUGGUCAACACCCUCUGGUAAUUAUUAAAAUACUGGCAUCAGAGCUAGGUGGAGUGAUAAAACCUGUUGGAAUCGCUGCCUCAAUAAAGUAUCCUUCUUAGGUAGCGAAAUUGUUUUAUCCACUCAAACAUAGAAAAUACUUUAGGCUGCUCUCGGAUUGUAACUUUCUUCAAACGAUGCAAGGGUCGUUUUUACUGAUUUUUAAAGUGUACUAUACCAUGUAGAGCGACAUUUUUGUUGCGUUUUUUCACGUGAACUCGUUUACUUAUCUUUUGCUGCAUCCAAACCAAAAAAUUAUUGUCCAGGAUGUGCUAACAAAGCACUUGAUGUGUGUAUUUUGAACAUCAACACAUCUAUGCACAUCAGAAAUAGAGUACGACACAGGAAAUAAACCAUCUCAAAAAUGCAAUUAAAUAAAAUCGUGUAAAACCAACA